Messenger RNA from Stegastes partitus (bicolor damselfish), 5998 nucleotides. It is a transcript of the gene shank3b, whose product is annotated as SH3 and multiple ankyrin repeat domains 3b. NCBI's taxonomy places the organism in Eukaryota, Metazoa, Chordata, Actinopteri, Pomacentridae. Gene Ontology annotation, cellular component: postsynaptic density; postsynaptic membrane; dendritic spine. Bases 310 to 5499 code for a protein of 1729 amino acids. Gene Ontology annotation, molecular function: ionotropic glutamate receptor binding; synaptic receptor adaptor activity. The transcript is spliced from 26 exons. The record is from RefSeq and is a predicted model, not a curated record.
CCCCUGCAGGACGCCCGCUCCACACUAGAACCACACAAAGUACUUCUGCAGGUCCACAGAGAACACUUCACCUGCUUCAGCCCAUCUCCACCGCCGGAGACGUCCCCCGAGAACCGACCGGAGCCGCAGGAACCAGGCACCUCAGGCUGGACCAGAACCAGAACCCGGAGCAGGAACCAGGCCAGAGCCAGCACGGGACCAGUGAGCCAGUCAGAGCGGACCAGAGCAGGCCAGGACGGAGCAGAAGAGCCCAGCAGAGAUCAGUCAAGGCCAGUGGAAAAGUUUGAUGGGACUGCUGACGAUAGCCACAUGCCUCUGAGUCCGGCUGCUGACACCAAACAUGAUCGCCCGCGGCAACAGGCGGUUACUAACGGCAACCCGACAGGCUCUGCUGUUGCCAGGGACGACGACGCGGACGACACGCCCCCCGGAAACAACAUCGUCGUCCGCAUCGGCAUCCCGGACCUGCAGCAGACGAAGUGUUUGCGGUUGGACCCAGAGUUACCAGUUUGGACCAGUAAGCAGAGGGUUCUGGUGACGUUGACUCAGUCUCUGUCGGAUGUUUUGAACUAUGGUCUCUUCCAGCCGGCGUUCAACGGCCGAGCCGGAAAGUUUCUGGAUGAGGAGCGGCUGCUGAAGGAGUAUCCCCUCCCCCCCAUCACUCCCAUCCCCUACCUGGAGUUUCGUUAUAAGAGGAGAGUUUACACGCAGAGCUACGUGGACGACAAGCAGCUGGCGAAGCUGCACACGAAGGCCAACCUGAAGCGCUUUAUGGAACAUGUGCACCAGAAGAACGUGGAGAAGGUGUCCAAAUGGCUGGAGAAAGGCCUGGACCCCAACUUCCACGACUCCGACAGCGGAGAGUGUCCUCUGACUCUGGCUGUGCAGCUGGAGGAAAGCUGUGAGCUCAUCAAGGUGCUUCGCAGUGGAGGAGCUCACCUGGACUUCCGGACCCGGGACGGCAUCACGGCGCUGCACCGGGCCGUGCUCUGCAGGAACAGCGCCGCCCUCACGACGCUGCUGGACCUCGGAGCAUCUCCGGACUACAAGGACAGCAGAGGCCUGACGCCGCUGUAUCACUCCGCCAUGGUGGGCGGCGCCCCCUACUGCUGCGAGCUGCUGCUGCAGGAUCACGCCACCAUCGGGAUGACUGAUGAGAACGGGUGGCAGGAAAUCCACCAGGCCUGUCGCUAUGGUAACGUGCAGCACUUGGAGCACCUGCUGUUCUACGGCGCUGACAUGAGUUCCCAGAAUGCAUCGGGAAACACCGCACUGCACCUCUGCGCUCUGUACAACCAGGACAGCUGCGCCAGAGUGCUGCUGUUCAGAGGAGCCAACAAGGACAUCAAGAACUACAACAACCAGACAGCUUUUCAGGUGGCGAUCAUCGCUGGGAACUUUGAUUUGGCAGAAAUCAUCAAGAUCCACAAAACUUCUGACGUUGUAGUUCCCUUCAGAGAAACUCCGUCCUACACGAAGCGCCGCCGAGUCGGCGUUACCAGGACGACCGCAGGGAACGGCCUGUCGUCUCCUCGCUCCCUGAUUCGCUCAGCCAGCGACAACGCUCUGGAAAGCCCCGCCUCCUCGCCAGGCCCCUCCCUCCAAAGCCUAGAGACGCACCACGACACGCACACACACUCGCUGCGACGACACACACGCCGCCUCAGCCCAAGCGGUGGUCAUGUGGAGACCAGCCCUCCAGCUUCGCCUCCACUCACCCCCCAGAUGAGGAAGAGGAGGCUGUACAGCGCCGUGCCGGGUCGAACCUUCAUCGCCACCCGGUCCCACGUCCCCCAGGGCCAGGGAGAGAUCCAGCUGCACCGAGGAGAGCGGGUCAAAGUCCUGUCCAUCGGUGAAGGAGGGUUCUGGGAGGGCAGCGUCAAAGGCAGAACCGGCUGGUUUCCCGCCGACUGCGUGGAAGAAGUCCAGAUGAGACAAUACGACCCGAGACUGGAGACGAGGGAGGAUCGCACCAAGAGACUGUUCAGACAUUACACUGUAGGAUCCUACGACAACUACACCUCCUACAGCGACUACGUGAUCGAGGAGAAGACGGCGGUGCUGCAGAAGAGGGAGAGCGAAGGAUUUGGCUUCGUCCUCAGAGGAGCUAAAGCCGAGACGCCCAUCGAGGAGUUCGCUCCGACGCCGGCGUUUCCCGCCCUUCAGUACCUGGAGUCGGUGGACCAGGGGGGCGUGGCCUGGAGGGCGGGGCUUCGGACCGGAGACUUCCUCAUUGAGGUAAACGGCACCGACGUGGUGAAGGUGGGUCACCGGCAGGUCGUCUCUCUGAUCCGACAGGGAGGAAGUCGCCUGCUGAUGAAGGUCGUGUCGGUUUCCAGGAAAUCUGAGACCAACCUGAUCAGGAAAAAAGCUCCGCCCCCUCCCAAACGAGCCCCCAGCACCUCGCUGACGCUGCGGUCCAAGUCGAUGACGGCCGACCUGGAGGAGAUUGAGAAACUGGACGAGAUGUUGGCUGGAGGUCAACAGGAAGUCGUGCUGAGAGGUCGUCCGACAGACGACUUCAGGGCUGCGACGGUCAAACAGCGACCGACAAGUCGACGGAUCACACAGGCCGAGAUUAACUCGCUGUUUGAGCGUCAGGGUCUCGUGCCACCUUCAGCUCCAGAGAAAAGCACCAUGGCUUUGCCCAGAGGAAUGUCCAGGACCAAGAGUUUUGGUACACCGGAGGACGACAGGAUCUCGGCUCUGAUCAACGAAAGCCGGUUUCCACGGAGCUCCUCACUUACUGACAGCUUCAUCCCGCCCCCUCCUCAGACGGCCCCGCCCCCUCCUCCCUCUGCCUCCUCCACCUCCUCGCUCUUCAUCCUCGACUCCGGCCCCCCACCCUCCUUCCUCCCCCCUCCCCCUCCGGCUCGAGGGGAGGGGCUAACCCGCUCCAGCUUCAAGCCGGGCGCCGAGCCGAGGCUGCAGGAGCUCUCUGACUCACCGACGAGGAGCCACGCCCACGCCGAGCGCCAGAGGAAGGCGAGGUCGAUGAUCAUCCUGCAGGAUACACCGCCGCCACUGCAGCCCGACGUGCAUGCCACCGCCACCACGCACACGCUGCACACGGCAACGCACACCGCCACGCACACGCUUCACACGGCAACGCACACCUCCACGCUGUCGCUCCACAGCACCAGCCCCGCCCUCGGACACUCGCCGCUGUCACGCCGCCGGGGACGGCCAAUAGAAAACCCAUACGCUAACGUGGGACAGCAGGCUGCGCCCUCCAAACCCCAGAGGAGGAAGUCUCCUUUGUUGAAACAGCUUCCUGUUGAGGAGCAGGGUCUUGGGAUCAAAGAUCACGAUCCCACCAAGUUAGAUGUAGGCGGACCCAGCAGCCCCAGUAGGGCGGAGCUGUACCAGCAGCAGGUCCUUUCUGAGCGCGCUCGGGUUCAGGGCCGCCGGUCAUCUCUCUUCCUGUCUGUGGAGGGGGCGGGGUCAGAAAAUCAGGUGCCGCCUCUCCUGACUCAGAGCCAUUCCAUGGACGACCUCGGCGAGCUUCCUCCUCCAGCUCCGGUUUUGUCACCUUCACCGACGCCUCACACCUUCCUCCACCCGCUGACGGGGAAACCUCUAGACCCGUCCUCUCCACUUGCCCUGGCUCUUGCUGCAAGAGAACGAGCGCUCACCGCCCGAACACCGAGCCCCGAGCCUCGAACCAAACACGCCUCUGCCUCCACCACGCCUAUCCCCACCCCGGCUGCCAGUCCUGAGGGCAGACACAAGCGCACUCCUAUCACCACCCCACAGAGCAGCCCUGAACCACGAUCCAAGCGCACCACUCCUCAGACAAGCCCAGAGCAGCGAACGAAGCGCACUACUCCCCAGACUAGUCCUGAACUGAGGCAUAAACGCAUAACCCCACCCCUGUUCCCUGAUGGACAGGUGGAACGCCCAGAAACGGAGGGAGGAGUGACAUCACCUGCAGGCCCCUCCCCUGAGCGCUGGAGACCCUCCCCCUUGCCAGCGCUGGCCAAUGAGACCCAUGCUGCUCUGCUUGACAGGCGCAGAAGCCUUACAGUGGGCAGCUCAGAGGAGGAAGGCGGGGCUUAUACAGUGACACUCCCACCAGCCUUGCUGUCAUCCAGCGAUGAGGAAACUAGGGAGGAGCUGCGCAGAAUUGGUCUGGUGACUCCUCCCCCUGCCUUUUCCACUUCCCCUGCACCCCCACCCCCAUCCUCCCUAACCCUGAUGCCAAGGCGAGGUGGGGAGGGAGGGGGAGGAGAGAGUGGUCCUGACUCCCUGGGGAGGCGAGGAGAUGAGGAGGAAGGAGGUGACGAACGGCUCCUUGACAGCUCCUCCUCCCCUAGUUCGCUCCCUCCCUCCAUCACCCUGGCUUCCCCUCCUGCUCCAUCCUCCCCCUCCUCCCCACCUGCUACUCACCCAUCUCCAUCAUCUGCUGCCACUUCCCCAUCAGCCCUAAAGCCCCGCCUUCGCUCGCCCAUCGGUCGGGGCCGUUCUGCACUCCGGGACCCGUUACUGAAGCAAUCAUCAGACAGCGAGCUGCUCCCCCAUGCUGCAUCCUCGUCUUCCCCCUCUUCCCCACUCUGCUCCUCCCCCACCAGUGGCGGUGGCCGGCAGCCACGCUAUCUGUUCCAGAGGAGGUCCAAGUUGUGGGGGGGUGGAGACGAGGAGCGGCGGGGCCUCAGCCCAGAGGAAGGGGGCCGUCCAGCGGCACUGGGAGGGCAGGGGUCAGGGUCAGCUGUGGACCUGACCAGCCGGUCAGCGUCUGCACUGGAGCUGAGCGGCAGGGCAGGCUCUGGACUGGAUCUGGCUAAUCGGCUACAGCUGCUCAACAAAGACAGUCACUCUCUGGGGGAGGAGCCAAGUCCCCUUGACCCAGGACGAAGGUCACCAGUAGGAGGUGCCAGAUGUGUGGACAGUGGAGAGAGUAAAUCGUUGUUCUCCAGUCUCGGUGAACUCCACACCAUCUCCCAGCGAGGAUACGGCGCCAGCUAUACAGUCCGCCCAGGAAGUCGCUACCCCAUCACCCGCCGGAGCCCCUCCCCUUCUCCCUCACCCUCUGAUAGGUCAAUGGGGCUCCCCUCCACCACUGCCCCCUGCUCCGAAAGGCCCGAUCUUAGCUCGGGCCGCGGCCUAACUAUCCUGAAAUCGUCCAGUCUCAGCCUCCCCUCAGAACCAAAGGAGGUUCGGUUUGUGAUGCGAAGCGCCAGUGCACGAACCAGAUCCCGUUCGCCUUCGCCUUCACCCCACGCCUCUCCCUGCCCCUCCCCGGUCCUCAGCGGGCCCCUGUUGGCCCUUCGGCCGUGGAGGCAGCGGCCCCUCAACCUGUGGAAUAAGUAUGAUGUGGGUGACUGGCUGGAGAGCGUGGGUUUGGCCGAACACCGCCAGCGCUUCCAAGAGCACGAGAUCGAAGGCUCCCAUCUCCCCGCCCUCACCAAGGAGGACUACGUGGAGCUGGGCGUCACCAGAUUGGGACACCGAAUCAACAUCGAGAGGGCACUCAGACAACUGCUGGAAGGUUCCACUUGACCCCUCACCUCCGACUCACCUCUAGACAUCCUGAACUGUGACCUCACAACCCCUGACCUCGGGUCAGACACUAGGCCAUCUCUUUGACUAGAAUAUCUUAGCAGUGACUGAAUCUUUAGACCUUUUUACCAACGCCUGGCUCUCUGAGUGAUCUCAGACAUUUUGGCUGAUCAGCUCUUUGAUCAACGCAAAAGAACUGGAACCUGUCCGUCCAGUAUUUAGCUUUUGUGUAGUUGUACGUCUCAAACAUUCAGUUUGACACCUCUUAAGGUCUGCGUGCCUAUUAAAUACCCUCAACCACAGCCAGCAAUUCUCCUUUAGAAAAUAGAAAAGCAAUCUACGCAAUACAACUACAAAAAUUUAAUUUGAACAAAUUUACCCUUACACUGGCCAAACACUAUGUUUUAAUCAUUCAUGUGCUUUGUGUAAACUCAUUUCAAACAUUUCUAGUCACUUUUUAAUUAAAUUCGUCACACGGAAAACGUUUGACCUUUUUUAG